GCUAGCAGCAAAAUAUUCAGUCAAAACCAGGUGACCGAAGCUGUUUGUACCGGAAUAAGACUAACUAAAAUAUAUAUUUUAUAAAAUGUUUGAGUUUUUGGCAAUUUUUCAAAACGCCGUGGAGCCGGAACCGAAGCCUGCUUUGGACUCGAUAAUGGAAAACGCGGAAAAAAUGUUGGAGCGCUGCUGGUUCGGACUAGCAAACUGUGAUGGCGAGUCAACCAAUUUCGUGUACGGAUAUAUAUUUAGCUUUGGGAUCGUUUUUGCCUGGAUUGUCCACGAGAUAUAUAAGCAAUGGACACGGAAACCAAUCAAUGUUGGUAAGGGAUUAUUCUGGUUCCAAAUGGACCGAAUGUCCGUGGUGAAGAUUGACCAGUCGGCGGACGCUGUAGCAGCCGGAAAUCAACGCACUAUUUCGGCUCAGACUUCGGUCUCUUUGAAGGAGAAGCACUUCUCGAUGUGCAUCCAUAGCGAUGCACCAGAGGCGGAGGAGCAGCUGAACGACGACAACGAAUGGGAGACUCUAUCGGAUACCACCAUAAUGCCAAACCACACCAGUGGGAAGACGUACAAGUACGAUUGCUUUGACGAGAAGGUCAAGUCGAGCAAGUCCAAGUCCAAGGACGAUCCGGACUCGCGUAUUCCAAUCAUUGUUCGUGAGGCUACCCGCACGAAGCUGAAGAUACCGAAGAUGACCAAGCGUCGUACUAUUUACUAAACGCUAUUAUUAUUAUUAUUAAUUUUAUUAUUUUUUUUUUUCCUUUGAAAUGCGUAUGUAACGAUUUACAUUUUACUACCCCCACAUAUUUGGAAUCUAAUCAAAAUUUACACAGAUUAUGAGCAAUGUACAAAAAUCGUAAAAAAAAAAAUCUACAUUGAAAACCCA
Messenger RNA from Drosophila willistoni, 886 nucleotides. RefSeq lists its product as uncharacterized. The record is from RefSeq and is a predicted model, not a curated record. The coding region runs from base 86 to 718 and encodes 210 amino acids. Lineage: Eukaryota; Metazoa; Arthropoda; Insecta; Diptera; Drosophilidae. The transcript has 2 exons.